Vitrella brassicaformis is the source of this 1421-nucleotide messenger RNA. Lineage: Eukaryota; Vitrellaceae. The record is from the annotation of a GenBank genome assembly.
CCUGACCACACACAUGAUUAACAGAUCUGAGUCCACGUCAUCGAUUAAUCAAAAAUGACGCCUUGAUGCAUGUGCAUGGCCACAUGCACAGAUACGUACACACGAAAUACAGCCAGGCAGGCCAUCUGUCGUUUGGACGGCGGACACACAACGGACGGGUACUUACGCAGGCAUCAUAUCAGCCACCCAACCACAACCAUGCUCUCUCUGCCGUCUGGGUACUAUGUCACUCGCACCUGAACGCCAGCAGCCCCACCGCGACCCACGGCCUGACAUGGCUGUCGGUCAGGGGGAGGCCGUCGACGGCGAUGCACCCAGUGACACCAGCACAGGAAGACAGACAGCACUGACGGGCCAAGGCCGGCGAAAAUCAUACGAUCCAUUAGGUGCGAUGAGCGCAUUGCCGCGCUACACAUUAAGGUGGGUAGAAUAGACAAGAAUGAAUCUGUGGAAAGAAAGUAAGAACACAUCGGUCUCGCGCUCGCUUGACAAACCAUUGACUGACAGCGAUCAACAGACUGCCUGCCUGCCUGCCUGUUCUCUUGCUGUUUGCACGUAGCUAUGUUACAGCCACCCAACACACACACACACACACCAACCUGUGUCUGUCUGUCUAUGUAUCUGGCUACUCCCCCUUGCUGCUCCUGUCCCUGUCUUUGGUACUUGCGAGGUACUUCUUCCUCUGUGUGAGCAUGUGCGAGAACAGAAUGACCGUGCCCGGCACAUAGGUCAGCAGCAUCGCCACAUAGGCCAGCCACAGGUCGAUGGUGAAGUUGAAGCGGUUGGGCAUCGGCUCGGGGAAGGUCCGGAACUCCUCGUGCGCACUCAUAUAAAAGAGGGCAUGGACGAUGGAUCCCAACUCCCCGGCAAUGCCUGAAGGGUAGAGCACCAAGAACCCCGAGUACCUCAGCCACAGCAUGGCCUUUGGGGCCCAGCCAUAGAGAUUGAGGGCGUAGAACGGGUAGCGAAUCAGCUCGGCGAGGGUCCACAUGGCGAUGGUGUGGAGGGUGACCCAGUAGGUGUGGGUGGAGGGGAUGAACUGGUAGAUGAUCCACACUAUGUGCAGCCGCGAGAGCACCUGCGCCAGAGUGGUCAUGACGGGCGACUUGACCAGCUGAAAGAGGGCGUGCACCACCUCCAGGACGGCGGCCGUCUGGGCUAUCUUCAGAGGCACCUCCGCCAUCCCCCAGAAGAGAUCAAUCCUCGACCAGCCGUUCUGCGCGAGAUGCAUGGCGCACACGACACCCACCCACAGCCACGCCGCAGCCACCGCCAUGUUGUAAGCGAACAGGUACGCCUUCAUCAUGCUGACUGAGUUUUGUCCAACUUGCGACUCAGAUCUGUUAGUCCAGGUGAGGUGACGGUGAACUUGACAGCCAGGGCACGAAGAGACCGCGUUAACGGGGAGAAAGAAGGGCCGA